UUCAGGCACACUGAGGUGCCAUGAGACCAGCAGCGCGGUGUAAUAAACCGUGAAGAGAAACACAUAUAACGCGUUAUGAUCGGUGCUGUGAGUGUGUGAGAGUGUGUGAGUGUGUGUGAGGCUGAACCCGGCAUCCUGAGGUGAAACAACAACGUCUUGUUCAGGGUGCAGAGGUGGUCGUGUGAGAAAGCGAUGUUGCUCUCUCUCGUCCCGUGCCUGCUUUGUCUUUCGGCUCUGUCGACCUUCCUUUUUGCACAGGAGAUCAAAACCACAAGAUGGCCGCUUUACUCCCAGAAGCCUCUGUUGCUGGUGUGGAACGCACCGACGGAGGACUGCACCCCGCGGCACAAAAUCAGUUUGCCGUUCAAUCUCUUCCAGAUUGUGGCCUACCCCACCGAAGGCUUUGUGCGCCAAAACCUCACCAUCUUUUACAAAGAGCGUUUGGGACUGUACCCUUAUUACAAACCUGACGGCACUCCUGUGAACGGAGGCCUGCCACAGCUCGCCAGCCUCACGCAGCAUUUAGACAAAAUUUCCAAAGAACUCCAGAAAUACAUCAACGAGACCACGGCGAAAGGGCUGGCCGUGUUCGACUGGGAGGAAUGGAGGCCGCUCUGGAUCCGCAACUGGGAUGGCAAAAAUAUUUACCGGGAAAAAUCCAAGAAGCUCAUACAGGAAAAGAAUCCCAGCUGGACGCCUGAACAGGUGAACAAAGUGGCUCAGCAGGAUUUUGAGCUCUCGGCACAAAGUUUCAUGCUGGAGACACUGCGCGCAGCCAAAAGCCACCGUCCCCAGCAGCUCUGGGGUUUUUACCUCUUCCCUGACUGCUAUAACCACAACUACCUCAGCAGCACUGACCUGAAGAACUACACCGGUCACUGUCCAGAAGUGGAGGUGAAACGCAACGACCAGCUGAAGUGGCUGUGGACCGAGAGCACGGCACUCUUCCCGUCCAUAUACUUGGGCCGCAGGCUGAAGGACCGAACCAUCGGCCGGCAGUUCGUCAGGAACCGCGUCAGAGAGGGCAUGAGACUGGCGUCUACUGGGAACGGAACCGCACGACCCGUGUUCGUCUACACACGACCCACAUACAAUAACGAGCUCACGCUGCUAACCGAGAUGGAUCUGAUCUCCACUAUAGGUGAAAGUGUGUCUCUGGGAGCCGCCGGUGUGAUCCUGUGGGGUGACUCUUCCUACGCCAGCAGUAGUGCGAGCUGCUCCAGUCUGAGGGAGUACCUCCGCUCCGGCGACCUCGGCCGCUACCUGCUUAACGUUUCUUCUGCGGCCGAGCAGUGCAGCGCGCAGCUGUGCGGAUGGCGAGGACGCUGCCUGCGCAGACUCCCCGACACGGACACCUACCUGCACCUGAGCACUCGCACACACACGAUGGAGCUGCGCGACGGUCGGCUCACCGUGCGAGGAAAAAUGGACCAGGACGAGCUGGCGGGGCUUAACAAAGACUUCCAGUGUCAGUGCUACACCGGCUACAAGGGUGAGAAGUGCUCACAGAGAUCAUCCGGAAACAGAGCAGGUCUCAGCCUGCAGGGGGCGCUGGUGCUAAUGCUGACACUUACAGUGACCAAAAACAGCCUGCUGUGCUGAUGCUAACACGGGUAAAGAGGAAGGAGGUGGACAGGAGAGAAUUAGAGAAUCUUCCUUCUCUUCUGCUUUCCAGCCAGCGUUUAGAUUAGUGCUGCCCCCUGCUGCACAGUGCCACGUAUUACACCAGGACAUAAUGAAACAGCAACAGCUGCAUUCAGGGAUCCUGAGCCGAAACCCGUGUUUCCACCGGUCAGGGUGAAGCUUUCAAAAUCUCCACACAGCACAGAGACCUUUUAUUGUUGUUACGACAGAUACGACAGGUAGCUGCUCAAAGACGUUUACGGCACGUCAGCAGAUUCGUUCGUUUAAAAGUCACAGUAAACCUGCUUCAGAAUAUUCAUUUGAACUUUUUAGCUCUGAAAUCCUCUGAAGUCGUGUUUAACAGCGGAACCGUGGACCAGGAGGAGAGCCGAGGAGUCGCGUCAGGAGACAGCAGACCUCCACGAUGGUGAGAAGGAACACGGUUGAGAUUAGACCCAAAGGUUCACCGCUGAUAACGAAGUGUUCUUUUGUGACGGCGUCGGUGGUUUACUGACCGCAGGAUCUCGUGUCUGACUGGACAACUGAAAGUGUUGUCCAGUCAGACACAUUUUUCAACAUUUUUCAACUUUGUCAUUUUUAUAUUUCUUUUGAGAAAAAUAAAAAUGACAAAGUUGAAAAAUGUUAUUUAUGUUUAUUCCCAAUGAGCAAUCCAGAGGCGAGUGACGAGGAAGAAACCUCAUCCUCAUCCUCAGAUUAUAAAUAGCGUCCUUUCUACAGCUGUUUAUAAUCGAGCGCAGUUGUGUAACCGCCCCCUGAUCUCCCCGUUAUUUUUAUCUCAGUAAAACACUGCAGUAUUUUACAAUCAUCAGCCAGCUCUAAUGUGGACGUGACAUGAGCAGCUGUGGGUGACGUAGAGAGUUUAUUACACCCGCACACGAGCAGUAACCGUCUCAGAAGCUUCGCGUCCCUGCAGAGUAACACGUGUGUGUAUCGUCUCUGUAUUACGAUGACUUUCUACACUUUUUUUCAGCUUUAACCUGCUGGAUUUUUUUCUCACAUAACUGUGUGAGUGGUGUUGAGGAUUUAACAGGUAAACAACGUACAGUGUAUUUUAAACAAAGACUACAGAAAACUACACACCUUAAUAUCCAGCCUGUGUCUGAUCAGAGGUGGAUCACUGCUGGAUGACGUCACACCAUUUCACACCGUCACAUUUCAUCAUAUACCAAAAGCACAAAGCCGGAGACCUCGUCCGCUUAGUUCGCCUUCGUCAUGUGGCACAGACUGGAAGAGAUUUAAGUGCCAUUUGUUUUUAGAGAUGUGUGUGUGUGUGUGUGUGUGUGUGUGUGUGUGUGUGUGUGAAUAUUUACCAGAAUGCAGCAGUUACCAGAUUUACUGUGUUUUCUGAACUACAUGACCGACAAAUUCUUUGCCUUAUGAAAUGAUUAUCACUGCCGAGUCACACCAGGUGUGUCUGUGUGUAGUGUGUGUAGUGUCUGUAUCUGUGUGUAGUGUCUGUAUCUGUGUGUAGUGUCUGUAUCUGUGUGUAGUGUCUGUAUCUGUGUGUAGUGUCUGUAUCUGUGUGUAGUGUCUGUAUCUGUGUGUGUGUCUGUAUCUGUGUGUGUGUCUCUAUGUCUGUGUGUCUCUAUGUCUGUGUGUCUCUAUGUCUGUGUGUGUCUCUGUCUGUGUGUGUCUCUGUCUGUGUGUGUCUCUGUGUCUGUCUGUGUAGUGUGUGGGUAUCUGUGUGUGUCUGUAUCUGUGUGUAUGUCUGUGUCUGUGUGUAUGUCUGUGUCUGUCUGUGUGUAGUGUGUGUCUGUGUGUGUAGUGUGUGUCUGUGUGUGUAGUGUGUGUCUGUGUGUGUAGUGUGUGUCUGUGUGUGUGUAGUGUCUGUAUCUGUGUGUGUGUCUGUGUGUGUGUGCUGGGUUUGGGGAGACACACUGCCUUUAGCCUGGUGUGUCUUAUGUCAAGUCAAUAAGUUAACAAUAAGUGCGUCUUACGUCGUCGGAGCGACUGAUCCGUUGUCCAGGAAACACGAGCCUUUACUUUUUUUUUGCUUUAAUGUCAAAACCAAAUCCUGCUUCAUGUUUUUUUUUAAACUGGAAAUGUUUGAUACAGUGGAUUAUUUACAUCACUGAUUUAACAUGUUUUAUACGUUGGUGCAAAUCCAGAUGAUUGUAUCUCUGUUUCUUCUUAUUUUACAAUAAAUCUAUGAAGAAAUUGUUGUGA
Molecule: messenger RNA, 3810 nt
Organism: Tachysurus vachellii
Lineage: Eukaryota; Metazoa; Chordata; Actinopteri; Siluriformes; Bagridae
Gene: hyal2b
Product: hyaluronidase 2b
Exons: 4
Coding region: 193-1602 (469 amino acids)
Biological process (GO): carbohydrate metabolic process; hyaluronan catabolic process
Molecular function (GO): hyaluronoglucuronidase activity; hyalurononglucosaminidase activity
Source: RefSeq, a predicted model, not a curated record